CACAAUCUAACAUCCUGCUUUGAUUGAAGAGUUCACAUACUAGGGGUGAAGAUGUCAGUGACAGCCGAGUCGGUGUCAGCAAGCCUCUCCACGGACAGGAAUGAGAUCACCGACAGCAGCAGCUUCUGCCUCGUCAACCCAAAAGUGUUCAUGGCCAGUGGCUACUGCUUCCAUCCCCCCCAGCCCAUCGUGCGCACCACCAAGACCGAGGUGUGCUCCUUCACCAAGGAUGACAACACCGCCACAGGGGCGGUGGGCCUGCUGACCUAUGACCUCCUCCACGUGCAGACCGGAACGUUCUCCGAGCAUGUGGCCGUCAUGUUUUCUGUGCCAUUCGACUACAACCUGUACAAGAACUGGUUUGGUGUGGGCGUGUUCGAGGUAGCCUGUGCCUGUGACAAAAACCUGUACAAGCGCAUGUACUAUGACAGCAACUUCAGAAAGUUUACCUGCACCGAGGCCAGUGGGUCAGGAAUAGAGUAUAAGAGUACUCAGGUUGAUCUGAGGGCCACCAUGUCCAACGUGGGUAAGGCUAUUGUUAAGGUGGAGCUCUAUGAUAGAAUGGGCCGAUAGCAUUGAAGAAACCGUCACCAGUUUCCACAGCAUUGAGAUCUUUAUCAAUCGGUAAAUCUACUUGAUUUUGAUGAUUACAUGAAUACAAAUCAUUUUGGUAGUUAUGUUGUUUUCCAAUCAUUCUAGAUUCAGAUAUG
Molecule: messenger RNA, 710 nt
Organism: Hypomesus transpacificus
Lineage: Eukaryota; Metazoa; Chordata; Actinopteri; Osmeriformes; Osmeridae
Product: DELTA-stichotoxin-Hcr4a
Biological process (GO): pore complex assembly; cytolysis in another organism; monoatomic cation transport
Cellular component (GO): pore complex
Molecular function (GO): channel activity
Source: RefSeq, a predicted model, not a curated record